This is a messenger RNA of Penicillium vulpinum, 636 nucleotides long. RefSeq lists its product as uncharacterized. The record is from RefSeq and is a predicted model, not a curated record. Lineage: Eukaryota; Fungi; Ascomycota; Eurotiomycetes; Eurotiales; Aspergillaceae. The transcript has 3 exons. Bases 1 to 636 code for a protein of 211 amino acids.
AUGGAAAACCCAGUGGCCGACAUACCUACCGUUAUCCGGCGACUGACACAGUCGCCGCCGUCUUUGCAAGAAACGGUCAUUAAGCAAUACUUCACCAACAAUGCAUCUUUUGUUCAUCCAUUCUGCCGAGUACCCAACUUCGAAGGUAGCAGAUGGUGGAUAACAAAGAUAUUUCAAUGGUAUAAGAUCAUGUCACCCCGGAUUGAGCUAGAGAUUCGUUCUAUUGCAUUUGACGAGGAGAAGCUACGGCUCUACGUGAAUAUGUCCCAAAUCUUCACAAUUUGGCUUGUUCCCUUCCAUGUCGCUCCGGUGACUCUCACAACGGUCUUGGAUCUGACAUACGAGUCGGCCAAGAGCAACGCUAAGACCAAUGGCGAACAUAGACUUUACUACAUUUCCAAACAAGAAGAUCUGUAUCAAACAUCGGAGUUUGUCAAGUUCCUAAUGCCGCACAUCGGGUAUUGGGUUGUUUUUGUUUGGCACAUCAUUGCAACCCUCUUCUGUGUCCUGGGUGUGGCCUUGCUAUGGCCUAUACUGUGGUUGGAAGAAAAGGGUUAUAUACCGGGCCGCUUUUUGCGGGGGGGCAACUUGGCUUAUAACAUGGAGAGGAAGAUUCCAGAAAUCAAAGGGCAAUGA